Acanthosepion pharaonis is the source of this 1212-nucleotide messenger RNA. Lineage: Eukaryota; Metazoa; Mollusca; Cephalopoda; Sepiida; Sepiidae. The record is from the annotation of a GenBank genome assembly.
AUGAUAUUGUUUUACCGAAACUGCCAUAUCUUUCACGUCUUUUUUUUCCUUUUCCUACUCUUCUUUCCCUUCUUUGUGCGUUUGUUUCUUUUUUCUUUCUUUCUUUUUCUUUGUUUGUUUCUUUCUAUCUUUUACUUUAUUUCUUUUUCCUUCUUUCUUCUUUCUUUCUUUCUUCUUUCUUUCUUUCUUUCUUUCUUUCUUUCUUCCUUUCUUUCUUCGUUUCGUUUCUUUCUUUAUUUAUUUUCCUUUUUUCUUUUACCCUUUCUUUCUUUCUUUCUUUCUUUUAAUUUCUUUUUUCUUUCUGUCUUUCUUUGUUUCUUACUUUCAUUUUCUUUCUUUCAUUUUCUUUCUUUUUUUCUUUCUUUUACUCUUUCUUUCUUUUUUUCUUUCUUUCUUUUUUCUUCUUUUCCAUUUUCUUUCUUUUUUCAUUUCAAUAAUAUUGCUUUAACGAAACUCUCAUCUUUCCCGCCUGUUUGUUCUCUGUUUCUACUCCUCUUUCUUUCUUUCUUUCUUUCUUUCUUUCUUUCUUUCUUUCUUUCUUUCUUUCUUUCUUUCUUCUUCCCUUCCAUCCAUCCCUUUCAGUAUCAUUUCAUUGUUUCUUUCUUUUCCUUCACCGUUCCUUUCUACGCCGUUCCUUCUUUUUCUUUACACCUCCCUCUUCGAUGUGCUCUACCUUCUUCUUUUACAUCAAUCGUCUUCCUCCACACUUUCUCUUUUUCUCUUUUUCUCUCGAUACGGAUUUCAAUUCAUUCUCUUUUCUGCCAAUUUCACUUUUUCUUUACUUCCUACUGUCUUCGUCUUCCUUCCUGCCCUUCCUGUCACUUUCUGUUUUUACAUAAUCUAUUUUUCUUCCUCUCAAUUCUGGCACAUUUCCGGUCUGAAAUUUUUUUUUUCGAUUUUCAUUUCUGUGUCCGCCUUUCCUUCGUUUCUAUUUUCUUUCUUCUUUCCCUUACUUAUCUAUGUCCUUUCUUUUUAUUACAAUUUUAUAUUUCUUUUAUUCAAUUUCAUUUUCUAUUUCCUUCUUUCCUACUUUCGUUCUUCUGUUUUUUCAUCCAUCCUUCCUGUCUCCAUCUUGUCUUUUUUAAUACAACAUUGAGUUUAUUUCCUUUCUUCUCCCUUCCUAUUUUCUUUUUUCUUUCUGUCAUAUUGACUGCUAAUACAUCUUUCAUUUGUUCGAAGUCUUUUACUAUUUCCCGCCUUUCUAUAUCUUAA